This is a messenger RNA of Oncorhynchus keta (chum salmon), 7501 nucleotides long. Its product is annotated as potassium voltage-gated channel subfamily KQT member 4-like. Gene Ontology annotation, molecular function: voltage-gated potassium channel activity. Gene Ontology annotation, biological process: transmembrane transport; potassium ion transport. The record is from RefSeq and is a predicted model, not a curated record. Bases 1587 to 3641 code for a protein of 684 amino acids. Lineage: Eukaryota; Metazoa; Chordata; Actinopteri; Salmoniformes; Salmonidae. Gene Ontology annotation, cellular component: membrane. The transcript is spliced from 14 exons.
CUAUGUUUUUUCUGUGAUCUAUUGUCAUGCUAUGUCAUAAUAGUAUUCUAAUUCCAUGGUCAGGCCACUGUCUGUCCCUCUUAUCUUGUGUCCCCUGCCCAGUACCCCUGGAUACAGCUCUGAUGGUACACAUAUGGUCCGUGCUAGCAGGGGUCCUUGGGACGUCCCUACCCCCCGCAUUGAAGUUGACAUUUAAAAUGGUUAGGUAAGGAUUUGGUAAAGGUUAGGGUAGGGAGGUCGCAAGGAUGCCAGAUAGCACUGACCAUAUACACACAGGCUACAUUACAUUUUCACUGAGGCUCCCUCUGUAGGCCUACAGUGCCCUUGCCUCAUGACAGGAGAAAGUUGAAACAAUUGAUUUGGUCACCACUGAUAACUGAAAGGCAUGGCAAAUGUGUGACAACCAAGUCUAUCAAUGUGGUGCCCAAUAAAUAAACAUGUAUUAUAGCUCCAAAUACUAACAUACCAUAACUGUGAUGUUUGCGUCUGUAUUUCCAAAAUGAAAAGUUGUCAGCCUCAUCAAAAAUAUGAACACUUAGGUCUAAUACCUCUGAGCUGUCUCAUGCUACUGAGCAAACAUUACACACAACCGAAUAUCACCGUGCGCAUUCUCGCUCCCUCUCUCAGCGUCCAUCCCAUACAAUCCGUGUGUUCAAGACAGCCAGAUGCUUUUGGUUUGUGCGUGCGAAGUCUUCGGAAGCGCAACGGCCCUGGGUCCCUCUAAUUUAUCUCUGGACAAUCUGAUUCUGCUGCGUGUGACCCGAGAGUCCUCUCUGAAAUAAUAGAAGUUUAGAGUGAAGUUGACUCUUGAUUUUAGAUAUCUCACGGACGGUCUUCACCGCUCCUCACCACGAGCGCGCUGGACCAGCGAGACUCCUCAGGAAAGUCGGCUGGAGUGAGUGUCAGUUCAGUGGGCAUGUUGUGCAGCAGCGAACCUCAUAUGCGAUUAAUAAGUAAAUAAUUGUAUAAAAGAGCAGGGCGAUAAUGUUCAAUCGAUAGUUAUUUAACCAACUUAAUUGUAGUCCUUUAAAAAAUACACUUGUCUGCUUUAAGCUUUCAAUUGCGGGCUUUAAGUGUUUUCCAUAUAGGCUAAUUUCGAGCAAGAUGCGCAUGUGGGGACGACUAUACUAAUUAGCAAUAGGGUAGGUUAUAAAGUUACCGUUCCCCCGGCCAACAUAUAUUGUAAUCAUCACUCGGUUGCACCUCGUUUUCCAAGAUUUAACGGUCCUUGGAAUUAUCGCGUAAUACCUUUGACAACUUUGCAUUUGAGUUUCAACAAUGUUUCUCUAAGGUUACGGUUUUACAUACCGCACUUGUCAAAAUGCCAUGCGAAUUUUAUUUUAUGGCUGUGACUUGAUUUUUAGAUAACUUAAUUUAAAUUCAGAGUCCAGACCCAGACUUUUAGAGGGAAGAAAUUGACUCGCUGUAAUUAGACUUUAGUCCAAGUAAUUAUCCGAUGCAGACACCCUGAUUAUGGCUUCGAAUUCAUUUGGCUAAAUCACCAAUGUAGAUAUGGACUCACUGUUAAAUAGGUGAUUGAAACUGAAGUCCGUUACAUUUAUUACUUAUAUAGAUAUACUUUAACCAUGUUAAGCACCCCAUCAAAUAACGGUGGCAUUAGAAUGUUGGUUCUCCCCGCACCUAACGACGAUAGACGGGUUGAGUUUGUGGCUCUUACCGCCGUUCAUACGGAGAGGAGUGAACCAUCGACCCCGGAGCGCGUGCACCCUUCUCACCGCACCGGGCUCCUCGGUACCCCGCUGCCCGGGCGUCUUGGACCCCGGGCGACCACCUCAGCCUCCAGCAAGCGCUACAGAAAGUUUCAGAACUUCUUGUAUAACGUACUGGAAAGACCACGAGGAUGGGCAUUCAUCUACCAUGCGUUCAUUUUCCUGCUGGUGUUCAGCUGUCUGGUUCUGUCUGUGUUCUCCACCAUACCAGACCAUCAAAAGAUAGCCAACGAAGGCCUCUUCAUCCUGGAGUUUGUGAUGAUCGUGGUGUUUGGUCUGGAAUACGCUGUGAGAGUUUGGGCAUCUGGCUGCUGCUGUCGCUACAGAGGAUGGCAGGGGAGACUACGCUUCGCCAGGAAACCCUUCUGUGUCAUAGACUUCAUAGUGUUUGUGGCGUCGUUGGCGGUGAUCGCAGCGGGUACACAGGGGAACAUAUUUGCUACCUCAGCCCUGCGCAGCAUGCGGUUCCUCCAGAUCCUCCGGAUGGUACGCAUGGACAGACGAGGAGGCACCUGGAAACUACUGGGCUCUGUGGUCUAUGCCCACAGCAAGGAGCUCAUUACAGCGUGGUACAUUGGUUUCCUGGUCCUGAUCUUUGCCUCCUUCCUGGUUUACCUGGCAGAGAAGGAUGUCAACACAGAGUUCAACACCUACGCAGACUCCCUCUGGUGGGGAACGAUUACUCUCACCACCAUCGGCUAUGGUGACAAAACACCCCGCACCUGGUUGGGCCGACUCCUAGCUGCCGGCUUUGCGCUCCUGGGUGUGUCCUUCUUCGCCCUUCCUGCUGGUAUCCUGGGGUCAGGCUUUGCUCUGAAGGUGCAGGAGCAGCACAGACAGAAGCACUUUGAGAAGAGGAGGACUCCUGCUGCCAACCUUAUACAGGCUGCUUGGCGUCUGUACUCUACUGAUGCUCAGCACUCCUACCUGACAGCCACUUGGUACUUCUAUGACAGCAUGCUUCCAUCCUUCAGAGAACUGACACUACUGUUCAGUCACCUUCAGCGACGGCGUAGCGCCAAGAAUGUCCUUCACAACUCCCACAACACCCUGCUGUCCGGGCUACGGCCCUACAGCUCCCCCUACCUGUCAGGGGACAGCAGCAAAAUGGGAUUCCGGGACAGGAUGCGGCUGAACAACUCCCGUUCGUCCCAGGCGAGCCGGAACAAGGCGUCCCCGCUGCCUCCCGGGACGAGUGUCCGCCAGUCGCCCAGCACGGACAAUGUCCCAGAAGCCACCAGCCCCGGAAAGGUGCAGAAGAGCUGGAGCUUCAACGACCGCACGCGGUUCCGCACCUCCCUACGACUCAAACCCAGACCUCCUGCAGACGUGGAAGGAGUAGGGGAGGACAGUGUUGAAGACAAACCAUAUUGUGAUGUUUCCAUGGAGGAGGUGAUCCCAGCAGUGAAGACCUUGAUACGGGCUGUUAGGAUUCUGAAGUUCCUGGUGGCCAAGCGGAAAUUUAAGGAGACUCUGCGUCCAUACGAUGUGAAGGACGUCAUAGAGCAGUACUCUGCUGGACACCUGGACAUGCUGGGGAGGAUCAAGAGUCUACAAUCCAGAGUGGAUCAGAUAGUGGGUCGUGGAUCGUCCUACCAGGCAGAUAAUAAGAAGGUGAGGAGUGAGAAGGGAGAGAAGACCCCUCCAGAAGUAGACCUUAUGGACGAGCUCAGUAUGAUGGGACGUGUCAUCAAGGUGGAGAAACAGGUGCAGUCGAUAGAGAACAAGCUGGACCUCCUUCUUAACUUCUACACACAGUGUCUGAAGAAAGGCUCCUCCAACUUCACCUUGUCCUCCCUGUUAGAACCAGACCUGAUGUCGGACUACCACAGCCCCACAGACCACCGUGACCUUUUCCCCUCCGCCAACUCACUCAACAUCUCCCACUCAGAGUCCAGCAACAUAAAGUGACUGGUAUUGUACUCACUGACUGAGGCUGGGGCUGAAUCUGGGAAUGAACUUGGUCCACCGCUAGACCCUCACCACAAUGGCCCUGAGAUGUCAUGUCACAAUACUGGACUGUAGCAGCACCUCUGAAGCAACCCACUAUGCCCAUAGCUCUUCCCACUAAUUGCCAAACCAAUUUGAUUCCUAACUUUGGAGGUCUGACUCCUUUAGGAAUUCACAGUCCACACCUUAGGACCCACACUUUUUACCAUUGACUGAUCCUGAUCUUUAAUCAUUUCUCCCUCCACAUACACUACAUGGCCAAAAGUAUGUGGUCAACCCUUCAAAUGAGUGGAUUCGGCUAUUUCAGCCACACCCAUUGCUGACAGGUAUAUAAAAUCGAGCACAAAGCCAUGCAAUCUCCAUAGACAAACAUUGGCAGUAGAAUUACCUGUACUGAAGAGCUCAGUGACAUUCAACGUGACGCCAUCAUAGGAUGCCACCAAGUCAGUUCAUCAUAUUUCUGCCAUGCUAGAGCUGCCCUGGUCAACUGUAAGUGUUGUUAUUGUGAAGUGGAAACGUCUAGGAGCAACAACGGCUCAGCCCCGAGGUGGUAGGCCACACAAGCUCACAGCACAGGACUGCCAAGGGCUAAAGCGUGUAGCAUGUAAAAAUCGUCUGUCCUCGGUUGCAACACUCACAACCAAGUUCCAAACUGCCUCUGGAAGCAUUACCAGCACAAGGACUUUUCGUCAGGGGGCUUAAUGAAAUAGGUUUCCGUGGCCGAGCAGCUGCAUACAAGUCUAAGAUCACAAUGCGAGAUGCCAAGCGUCGGCUGGAGUAAUGUAAAGCUCGCCACCAUUGAAGCAGUGGACAUGCAUGCUCUGGAGUGAUGAAUCACACUGUGCAUUCUGGCGAUGACAGGAGAUCGCUACCUGCCCGAAUGCAUAAUGACCUGGGGCUGUUUUUCAUGGUUCAGGUUAGGCCCUUUAGUUCCAGUGAAGGGGCACCUUAACACUACAGCAUAUUCUAGAGGAUUCUGUGCUUUCAACUUUGUGGCAACAAUUUGCCAAAAAAAAGGCCCUUUCCUGUUUCAGCAUGACAAUGCCCCCGUGCACAAAGCGAGGUCCAUACAGAAAUGGUUUGUCGAGAUCGGUGUGGAAGAACUUGACUGGCCUGCACAGAGCCCUGACUUCAACCCCACCGAACACCUUUUGGGAUGAAUUGGAACGCCGACUGCGAGCCAAGCCUAAUCGCCCAACAUCAGUGCCCGACCUCACUAAUGCUCUUGUGGCUGAAUGAACGCAAGUCCCUGCAGUAAUGUUCCAUCAUAUAGUGGAAAUCCUUCCCAGAAGGGUGGAGGCUGUUAUAGCAGCAAUGUUCCAUCAUAUAGUGGAAAUCCUUCCCAGAAGGGUGGAGGCUUUUAUAGCAGCAAAGGGGGGACCAACUCCAUAUUAAUGCCCAUGAUUUUGGAAUGAGAUGUUUGACGAGAGGGUGAUCACAUACCUUUGGCUAUGUGGUGUAUUUUAAAUCAUCUGCUCCGUUUUAGAGCCCCCAAUAGUGGAGUCUUCAUCAUACUAUCCUUUCUCUGUUACAAACCAGCACCCAUCAACCCUAACUACUCCUCACAUGAAGCCCUUCACUCACACCCUCCCUCCACACCCUCCUCCCUUAAUCCUCUCCCUUCAUCUUCAUCUGGCCAUAGCCCUAUCCAACCCUAACCCAGCCUCAAGUGAACCAGUGGAGUCCCUACUGAAUAUGCAUACACUGGCCACCAGAGGGUACCAUCUGAGCAGAUUCCUGGCCCGAAGAAGAGAGAGAACAACACUACUACUUGACCACCUAACACUACUGACUGACCAGUUUCACUCACCAACCACAUCAUAUAUACUGUAUCUAUCUAUGCCUUUUCCUAAAUAUCAACCCAAGUUUGGGUUUUGUACAUUUUUUUACACGGUUUGGUGUUCUGUUAUCUGCUCAGUUUUUUUCCUCUACUGGUUUCCUAAUUUGUAAUCAAUAGAUUUCCAGAUGAACCAAUGAACUGCUGCAGCUCUCCAACAGUCAGAAUAGCUUUGAUUUGUUUGAUUAGUUCUCUAAUCUGUUGCUAUAGGAGACGGACUGUCUCUAAGCUUCUGAUGAAUGUACUGUGUGCGCCCUGUUCUGUCCCCUCCUCCUCUCAUCCUCACCACACCUUCCACAGCUCAACUCAACUCUCUUUCUGAGGCACUGCAAAGACGUCAUGUCCCCAUCUACUCCACUGUGGGGAUACCCAGACUGGAAAAAAGGCCCAAAAAUGGACGACUCGUCAUGAAUAGAAAGAUGAAAACCACAGCCAUUUCACCAAAACAUCAGCUCUCUGUCCUUGCCCUCCAGUCCAGGUUGUUUCAUGAUACUCGUUCUACAGUUCUACAGUAUGCUGUCCUGAAAAGAGAGGGACUAGGUUACAACAAGAGAAGAACUUAGGCCUCGUGUGUGACACUUGUUCCAUCCCUCUUUGAAGUACAUCCAUGCCACUCCGAUAGUCUCCCGACUCAUGACUCUCUAUACAAAAAGCCCUAUUUGCAAAAAAAAGAAAAGAAAGAGAAAGUGACUCCUUGAAACAGCCAAUAUGGUAUUGCAUAAUAGUGAGAGAAAUACUGGAAGGAGGCAGGCUCUGUUUUCCAAAUCAGUUUUGGAAUGGGGAAUCUCUCUCUCUAGCAUUGUUUCAUGGCAUUCUGAAGAGAUUUUACACAUCUUCACAAAGGGUCAGGUUAAAGGGGUUAUUGUAUGUUUUCUACCUGUUGAUCUCUUUAAAAACCUCUGUCUUGCCGCCCACCCCUCAGACAUGCGUGUUCCUCAGACCAGACCAAAGGGUAAGAAAACACUGACCCCAAGUCAGACUAUAGAGGGUGAUGUCUCUUCUCUCUGUAUCAGUACUCCUCCAUUCUCACCCGUCUUUGUCACGUAGUAUCUCACUCCUGUGUUGCAUGUCAGCUGGUUUAGGCCAGCCAAUCAGCUCAUGUCUAUGAUGAGAUGUUUUCCAAACGAACCAACUAUCACACAUUCUUUGGCUGCUUUCCAACAUCAACACUAGCAUACUACUUAAAGUGCAUGCACCAACCAUAAUAGCUUCAAAGCAGUGUGCUUGUGUGGAUGUUGGACCAGAGCCUUACUUUCUCUCAUUGUCGAUUGAGAAAUCUUGUCUCGUUGAUUCGCCCAACACACGCACCUUCUCAUGAUGCACGUCAAGUGAACAGACUGAGUACUGUUGGUGUGAUGUUGCCAAUCGUGUGAAUGGUACAGUCAGGUGGUGGCUGAUAAGAUAAUGCCUGGGAGGCAUUCAUCCAUGUCAGAAGCAUGAUCUCUGGUACUGUAGCCUCUCCUAUCUAUGCAUGUGUCUUAGCCAAUAGCUUUAUAAAUACUUCUUUACUGCAUCUAACCGUGGCAGGAUUCAAUGCAGACGUCCUCCUUGCAUUAUCGACAAGAGAGAGUCCACUUUAGCCGUAUGGUGUAUGGUUGUUUAUGGUUCGCUGACAGACCCUAAACAAUAGUUUGCUCAUAGAGGUAAUGUUAUGUACAAAUUUUCUAAUGGACAGAACUGGAGAACACUCACCCCAAAGUUAUAUUCUUGUACCCACUGUAGUGGACACUAUGGCACCUGAAGAGACUCCUGUAAUAACUGUAAUCAGAGUACUUGUUAAGUCGUCCUUUCUGUUUGUUCAUACACUCCACUGCGUCUCCUCUGACAGCUAAAAUUACAUGGACCAUUUCUAUGAUUGUAUUUUUGUGGGGGGUUUUAUUGUUUAAUGUGAAUGUUAGAUUUGAGUCCGUUAUGAAUGUGUCCUCCCAUUUUGUUUUUUGAUAUUGUUUCCUAUAAAGUUGAAUAAAUGUAGCAUUUUUGUCAA